UGUAAACCACCACUGCAGACACGUAUUUACACUUUGGAUGUGUUUUUUAAUUAAAAAUUAAACGGUGCUCGAACUAGGACUCCGAGGCAGUUAAAAAGUAGCGCUACAGUGGCCUCAUCAUGUUUGCCAACCUGAAGAACAAGUUGAUCGAGGAGGUGAAGGCGUCACCCUCGAAAUUUCAGCAAUUUGCGAACGCUGCCCAGGCCGCCGUGAGCUCAUCGAGCACUACACCCAACUCGGACUCCAACACCAGCAACAGUGAAAACUUUUUCAGCAUCACCGAAGAGGACACGCCUCAGAACUCCCCGUAUCGCAUCCAGAAACUGCCGGCCACCAGUGCAUCGUCGCUACGGGGACGCUCCUCAACCCAGUCCCUGAAUGGGCUCGGGGGUGGAGCCACGCCCAGGACGAGAAAGCUGUCCAACUCGUCGAUGGCCAGCGAUGUGUCUUUUCGCCUGCCCUCUUACGAUGCCCCAGCCGUCUAUCACCUUCAGUCCGAUCUCGACGAGACGAGUAGUGAGUUUGAUGACUCCGCCUCGACAGCUCGCCUGGAUGUCGUCACCAAGGAUCAGCUGUACGAUGCCUACAAAAAGUCCCUGGACAGGUACCACAAGUACCGAUGCCGCUACACGGACCUGGCCAAGAAGUACAAGGAACUAGAGCGCGACAGCUCCAAGGCGAGGUCGGUGCUGGUGGAGACGCAAGACAAGGCUCUAAGACGGAUCAGCGAGCUGCGAGAGCAGUGCACGCUGGAGCAGCAGGCUAAGGCUCACCUGGAGGAGGCCCUGCGCAUAGAGAUGGACGACAUGAGCUGCAAGAUGCAGGCCUAUCAGACGAAACUAAAGCUGUUGGGUGAGAAUCCGGACAACAUUACGGCUGCUCUGGAGAGGAGUGGCCAGGAACAAGACUCUGAGAAGCUCAUUGAUAUCGAAGAGAAGGCAGCAUCAUCGGCCAAUGGCGCCUCUGGCGAAGAAAUCGCCCUUCUGCAGCAGAAACUUCAAGAGAACGAAGUGAAACUUAAGGAGGUUACCGAGAAAUAUGAGGCUCUGCGAAAGCAGGAGGAGGAGAAUGUCCUGCUGCUGGCCCAAACCAAGCAGGCUAUCCACACGGAAUUGGAGCACAAGGACAUCGAAGUUCGAAACCUGCAGGAGAAGCUGAAACAGCUUGAGAGCCAGCGGGAAUCGCACACCAGCGAUGCCAAAGAACAACUGAAGAAGCUCCAGUCAGCAAAGCAGGAGGUGGAUGCCAAGCUGAUAGCCACGGAGCAUCUGUUGAGUACUCUGAAAGGAAACUACACAGCCAAGGAGCAACAGGUGGCUGCACUCGAAAAACAACUGGAGGUCCUAAAAGCAGAAAGCGAACAGAAACUGAAGGACAUUCAAAAACAGAACCAAGAUCGGGAUAAUGAAGCCUCUGACUCCAACGAGCAGCUAGUGAAGGCACAAUCUGCGAAGUUGGAUGCCGAAUCGAAACUUACGACCAAGGAUCAGGAGUUGGAAACCCUCAAGAACGAUUACAAAGCUAAGGAGGAUCAGCUGGUGGAAUUGGAAAAUCAACUUGUGGCACUCAAGAAGGAGAACGAAACGAACCUCGAUAAGCUUCGGCUGUACAAAGAGGAGCAAGAGGCCCAAUCGAACGAAGCAAGAGACCAGCAAACUAAGUUGCAGACUUCCAAGGAUGAAGUUGAGGCCAAACUUGUAGCAGCAGAAGGACAACUAAGCUCCCUUCGGUCAGAAAUUGAAGCCAAAGAGGAUCAGUUGGCAAAACUACAGAAAAACCUCGAAACUCUCAAAACCGAAAACGAGAAGAAGCUGGAAAAGCUGCGCCAAGAGAACCAGGACCGUAACUUGCAGUCAGAUGAAAUACAGGAAGAGCAAAGAAAGCUGCGAGCAGCUAAAGAGGAAGCUGAGGGCAAGCUCCUUGAAGUGGAGAUGAGCCUAAGUGCCUUGCAAGGAUUACUUUCCGCCAAGGAGGAGCAAGCUGAUGCCUUGGAGCAGCAGUUGAAGGCCCUGAAAACCGACAGCGAACAGAGCUUGCAGGACUUGCGUCUGCACAACGAACAGUUGACCGAGAUGGUUCAGCGCCAUCAACAAAAUGACUGGGAGGGGCAGCUGGCAAAGGUCAAAGAGGAACUAACUGCCAAGACCCUGGAGCUGGAGAAGAACCUGGAGAUGGAGCGAGAGUCCCUGGCUGCCUUGACUUCGGAAAAGGCGGCCCUGGAGGAGCAACACAGACUUAAGGUGGAGCAACUGCAGCGCGAUAUCCAAAUCCUGAACGACCAGCAUGCCAACUCGGAGAGCGAAACAGUGGCCGCGCUUAAAACUCAACUGGAAACCAUCAGUCAGGAGUUAUCCAGCAGUCAGGCCGGUCUUCUGGCCAAGGAAAAGGAGCUGAAAGCCAGUGGGAACAAGCUGAACAAACUGAAGAAGCAACAUGAUCAACACCAGACGAAAUCCAGCGAACAAACUGCCCGCUUGGAACAGCUUCAAAACGAGCUCACCACCCGCCAAAACCAGCUUCAGAAAGCGGAGGGCGAGAAGGAGGAGCUGCAGACUAGGGUGGCUGGAAUUUUGGAGGAGAUCGCCACCAUUCAGGCGCACCUUAAACAAGUGAAGGAUUCACACAGCGAACUGGAGCGCGAGCUGGAAUCCCGGAUAGCGUCCCAGCAGCAGGAGCAACUGGCCAGCAAUGGACAAGCCGCCAAGCUAGAGGUGAUCCAGAGCGAGAACACUAAGCUGGCGGAGCGCAACUGCCUGCUGGAGGAACAGGCGAACCAUUUGGAGUCACAACUGCAGUCGAAGCAGGAAGAGAUUAGCAAGAUUCAGCUGAAGCUGCAACAGGUCCUGGAUGAGCAUUCGAAGCUUCAGAACGCCCAAGAAUUGAUGGAUCACGAUCACCGCACCCUGCAGGAUAAAUGCGAUGCUUACGAGAAGGAGAAACUGCUGACCAAGGACACCCUGAAGAGCAUUCAAGUGGGCUGCGAGGAGUUGCAGCAGAUGAAGGCCGUUCUUGAGCGCAACCUGGAGGAGCAGCAGCAUCAAGUGUUGAAGCUGAUGGUGCGCCAACGGGAACAGGAACAGCAGCUGCAGGACCAAGCGGACCGCUGCGCUGAGCUUGAGAGUCAGAACCUGGAAAAUGAAACGGAGCUCAAAGCCACGAUCAAGAAUCUUCGCGAGCAACUGGAAGCCUACCAGCAGGGGGAUCAGGGAGUCCAGGAGAAGAUACAGGCUGCCACUGCUUCCCACGCCAUCCAGAUAGCCACGUUGGAGGCCCGCUGGAGUGCCGCCAACUCCGACGUGGAGCGUCUGCACGAAGCCAACGAUGCUUUGCAAUUGGAGAUGGAUCAGUUGAAGAGCAGACAUCGAGAGGAUGUCGAAGAACUCAAGGAGUCAGUAGCCCAGAAGAACCGGCGGGUGGUAGAGCUGCAGGAAAUCCUGGCCGAGAGCGAACGGCAACUGCAGGAGAGGGCGGAGAACUCACAGAAGCUGGCCAAGUACGAGGAGGUCCAGGUGGAGAAUGAGUACCUUAACAAGCACACCAAACAGCUGGAAAAGGAGCUGGCGGAGGGCGAAGAAGUGAGGGAGAAACUCAAGUCGCUCCAGUGUGAACUGUAUGUUCUACAGGAGAAGGCCGAGCAGCACGCCGUCCAGAUGUCCGAGAAGGAGAUCCAAAGUGAGGCAGCCAAGGCAGAGGCCGCUGAACUCAAGAAAGCCAUCGAGGAGCAGGCCGUCGAGCUGACACGUCAAAAGGAACACGCCAGCUUCGUGACCGAGCAGAGCGACGCCGUACAAAAGGAUCUCCUGCAAGCUCAACAGCAACUCCAGGAAAAGCAAAGUGAACUGACAAAGUCCCAGGAGGAACACUCUAGUCUGCAGGACAAAAUCGAAAGUCUCAACAAGGAGAUAUCCACUCUGAAGGAACAAGCCACGACGUCUUCUGACUCCGACGGACUGCGCAGCCUCAACGAGCGACUGCAGCGUGAGCUGGAGGAUCUCAAACACAAGAGCAAUGGGGCCGAGUCGAGCAUGCAGCAGGAGAUUGAGGAGCUGCAGGCCAAUAACCAGCAGAUGGCCGAACGCAUCAACGAGCUGGAAGCUUUGAGGGCCGGUAUUCAGGCCCAGCAGCUUCUGGCCAGCAUGGCGCCCAAAAACGUGCAGGAGGCUGCCGCUGCGGGUGAGAAAGCUGAGCUGGAGGCCAAGCUCAAGGAGAUAGCCAACGAGGUGCAGGACGUGACCAAUCGGAACCUCUUCCUCGAGCAAAAGUGCGAGAACUACCUGAUACUGGAGCAGUCCAACGAACGACUGAAGCUGCAAAAUGCGAAGCUAUCGCGGCAACUGGAUGAAACACUGGUAUCCAUGCAGCACAGUGAAAGUGUUCCCGCCAACACAGAGUUCGAAUACUUGCGGAACAUCAUGUUCCAGUAUCUGACCGGCAACACCAACAACGAAACGCUGGUCAAGGUGAUAUCAGCAGUCCUGAAGUUCUCGCCCCAGCAGGCCCAAGUUGCCCUGGAAAAGGAGCACCAGCGCAGAUCAUUAUUAAACAAACUAAUCUAGCACGAACUGAACGCUCUCUACGACGACAACUGGGUCUGGGACUCCUGUCCGAACACGCUUCGUGGCCACCUUUGAAUAUCGAAACGCUGGGCCCGGGAUUUCAUCAAGUACCUUAUACCUCACAUCCGGCAGAUGGGCAUUUCGAGAUGUUGUUGUGUUGUUGCAGACCCCCAAGAUAGAUAAAUGUUAUUGUACAGUCCACUAAUUAAUUGUAGCUA
Molecule: messenger RNA, 4774 nt
Organism: Drosophila bipectinata
Lineage: Eukaryota; Metazoa; Arthropoda; Insecta; Diptera; Drosophilidae
Gene: Golgin245
Product: golgin subfamily A member Golgin-245
Biological process (GO): Golgi vesicle transport
Cellular component (GO): Golgi apparatus
Molecular function (GO): small GTPase binding
Source: RefSeq, a predicted model, not a curated record